GAAGAAGCCGAUAGUCAGAAAAAAGCUUUCCGGGCCAAACAGUGCAAAAACGACGCGGAAUUAGUGAAAACAUCUGCAUUAAACAUAUAAUAAGUGGCACACUUUUAUCUUGUGGCUGGUCUAGCUAGUUCUACGUAGAACAACACACAUGUAAAGUGUUCUGGGCGCAUUAGUUAAGUGUAGCAAAUAGAACAAAAGUUAUCGACGAGCUAUCUUCCUAAGCAAUAAAAUGGCUACUCAAGCAGUAAACAAAACCGGCUCCGGAUGGCCUCGAAGAAACAGCCACGGCACGGGAUUGACGGAAAUGAACAAACUACAGACUAACCAAUCGAUGACGCUAAACAGGACUAUUAAUCUCUACCCACUGACGAAUUACACGUUCGGGACGAAGGAGCCGUUGUUCGAGAAAGACCCAUCGGUGCCCGCCCGUUUCCAGCGAAUGCGUGACGAGUUUGAUAAAAUUGGAAUGCGCAGAUCGGUGGAAGGUGUUCUGCUGGUUCAUGAACACGGUCUUCCGCAUGUAUUGUUGCUGCAGCUGGGCACGACGUUCUUUAAGCUACCUGGAGGAGAGCUUAGUGCCGGGGAAGACGAAGUGGAAGGUCUGAAACGACUGCUGACGGAGACUCUAGGGCGACAGGACGGGGUGAAGCAGGACUGGAUCGUCGAGGACACGAUUGGCAACUGGUGGCGUCCGAACUUCGAACCUCCGCAGUACCCGUACAUCCCGCCGCACAUCACAAAGCCGAAGGAGCACAAGCGACUGUUUUUGGUGCAACUCCACGAGAAGGCGCUUUUUGCUGUACCGAAGAACUACAAGCUAGUAGCGGCUCCGUUGUUUGAGCUGUAUGACAAUUCUCAAGGCUACGGACCGAUAAUAUCAUCGCUGCCGCAAGCACUCUGCCGGUUUAACUUCAUCUACAUGUAAGUAAACCCGGCGCCCGCGUACCGCUAUUGGAUACUGGGAUAUUUCCACACCGCGUGUCCACUCAAAUCCCGAUCCCGGUAAAGGCGGUAAGCAGGGAACGAUCUUCCUCACUGCCACC
Anopheles moucheti is the source of this 1043-nucleotide messenger RNA. RefSeq names its product cleavage and polyadenylation specificity factor subunit 5 (gene Cpsf5). The record is from RefSeq and is a predicted model, not a curated record. Lineage: Eukaryota; Metazoa; Arthropoda; Insecta; Diptera; Culicidae. The transcript has 6 exons. Bases 230 to 925 code for a protein of 231 amino acids. Gene Ontology annotation, cellular component: mRNA cleavage factor complex. Gene Ontology annotation, molecular function: mRNA binding.